AGCGUUCACACAGCGCAAUCGAAUAGCACUGAAGGUUAAUUCAUUCGUUGGAACCGGCAACACCAGUAUCAGCCGUCGAAACGAACCCGUGAUCGCUCAUCAAAUCGGUGCGAAGAAAGGAAGAUGUCGUCAAGAACGUUCCGUGACAAGAUCAAGAAGCAGGACGAUGACGAUUUGACGAAAGGGAAAUUGCCAAAAGACUUUGAGCAAGCGAUCCCCGUCACCCUCAUCGAAGCAUUGGGUCUGAUGGCAAAACGAGUGCAGGACGAGAAGACUAUCUCGGCGCCUGGUAUGAAAAUGGAUAAUACCGUUGUCAGCGGGUUCCAAAGCUACAUCGUAGCCCAACAGGAACGUUUCGGAGGGGAAGUCUUUGGUUCUGUCCACGACAAGAAGAGAGCUAUUCGGGCGGCCUAUGAGGAGUAUGUCAACGAGGUGGAAAUGAACCAGUUGCUCAACUUGCGACCGCGAGAUGUGGAAGAGGCCAAGGUUUUAGUGACAUCGCUGGAACGGCUGGAGUCAGAGGACGAGCAGACAGCUCUUGCAGAGGUCAUCGCCAUUGUCAAUCGCGAAGCUAUGGCACAGCCCGGGGAAUAGUCGUCUUCUCAGCGGCACACCCGGCGGUCCAUGCUCAUCGCACCCCUCACGACCAUAUCAGCACACCAACGCCACGUAUAUGCUUCUCGUUCCCUCUUCUUGCUGUACAUACACCCAAUAACCAACAACCUAAUUGUCUCACCGGGACCUGGCUGAUAUCUAGCCACUGAUGUCACAACUCACCUGAAGUUCUCCUUCCCAUCAAUCGGAAGGUCCCCAAAUCCAGCACGUUGACAAUGCUCUUUGAGCUCAUCGCCUGACAAACCCAUAUGUAUUCCACUGCAUCAGUUUCAGGCUUGCAAAGAGAACGCAAUAAUUUAGUUCGUCAGUUCGAUAUAACGCAUAUUCGUUUUUCAUCAGC
This is a messenger RNA of Filobasidium floriforme, 955 nucleotides long. RefSeq lists its product as uncharacterized. The transcript has 6 exons. Gene Ontology annotation, cellular component: RNA polymerase complex. The coding region runs from base 124 to 594 and encodes 156 amino acids. Gene Ontology annotation, biological process: DNA-templated transcription initiation. Gene Ontology annotation, molecular function: nucleotide binding. The record is from RefSeq and is a predicted model, not a curated record. Lineage: Eukaryota; Fungi; Basidiomycota; Tremellomycetes; Filobasidiales; Filobasidiaceae.